CGCGUCCCUCUGAAGACUACGGAAGAGACACAUUUUCUAAGUCAAUUCAAUUAAAUUUUAAAUUUCACUGACGAUUAGAUAAAUUGGAAAGUUUUUUUAUAAUUACGCAUAGAAAAAAUGGCAGAAAUAACGCACAGUUCGAAAGGUAGCGAUACGAGCGAUAUUGAUAGUUAUUUGAACAACGAGGAUACCAGAAUCGAUAUACGUCUUCGAUUCGAAAACCUUCUGGACGACAGCACCACCGAUGACGAAGAAUCAACAACGCCAGAAAUUGACAAUCAACAUUCUAAGAAAAAUACACUGACUCAAGCCACCAUCAAUCAACGGUCGUCACAGCGGCCUCGAUCGGAAGACGAAUCCGACGAGGUUAUACUUUCUCUGAUAUGGAGCAGAGGUCAUUUGGGUGCAGCAUAUUACAAUAUCCCAACAUCCGAAUUGUUCGUUAUGGACGACAUGAUGGACUCUGAUCACAACAUUAUGCGAACGCUGUACAGACAGACCGAUCCUCGUUACGUUGUAACGACAACAGCAAUGGCCGACAGCUUCCUCAACGAGAUUAAAAAAUUAGUUUUAAGCGAUGCCAUGAACGAAAAAGAAGGAACGACCGCUGCGUCUUCCUCGUCAAACAUCAGCGCCGUUGGUGCAUCUCUCGAUAUUUUACCCAAAAAAGAUAACACCGCUGACAAUUGCUAUCAUCGCGUCUUGUGUCUCAAACUCAAUUGCGAACCGGAGGACGCUAGCAAUGCAGAGCGAAAAACCUUCUUGAACUCACUCCUCAAUUUCGAAUCCACUUUGAUGAUACACGCUUUGGGACUGUUGCUCAAAUACAUCGAUGUCAAUUGGAACAAACUGACUCUCAAUCCCAACGGACACGCCGAAUUUAUUCACAUUUCCUACGUCAUGCUUGAAGAUUCGGUAAUGAUCGACGAAGACACGUACAAAGGUCUAGACAUAAUAAAGUCCCGAUAUCAUCCAAGUUUAUUCAAAUUUGGAUCUUUGGAGAACAAAAAUCAGGGCUUAAGUCUCUUCACUCUUUUGAAUCGCUGCCAAUCACGACCAGGAGUUUCUUACUUGUGGAAACUUUUGCGACAUCCUACCAGAGACACAAAUGUUUUGAGCAAAAGAUUUGAAGCGAUUAAAUUCUUCUUAAAUCCAGACAAUCAAAACAUCGUUGAAACUCUAAAAAGCAGCUUAACUCAGGUUUGUCGCCUUCCGAGCAACAUACUCAAUCGAUAUUCUGCACCGCGUGCCAAAGUUUCAGACUGGAGCAGAUUGCAAAAGACUCUCUGUCAAAUCAUGUGCAUCGGGGACAUAUGUUCGGAACAUCGGAAUUCGAUAUCAAUUUUUGCCAAACUUGCUAACAGUAUCACACCGGACAUGCACUGCGUAAGAUACUUCAUCGAGUAUAUUAUCGAUUUUGAUUUGAGCAAAUCUCAGGGAAAACUCGUUAUGAAAGAUGGAGUCGAUCCUCAAUUAGACGAGCUCAACAACCUUAGACUAAAAUUGCCACAAUUGCUUUCGGAAGCAGCAGAAAAAGAUAUGAAAAAAUAUCCGUCAAUAAUGGAAAAAUGCAGAAUGAUUUAUCUACCGGAUAUACGCUACGUUUUGGCAAUAACCGAAGGUACAUCAUCCGGCGACGAAACAGCAAUCCCAGGAUUGGAGUUCAAAUUCACGAUCAACGGAGUACGACAUUACAAAAGCGAUGGAGCCAGAGAAUUGGACAACACCAUAGGUGAUAUUUUGUUCAAAAUAACGACACGCCAGAGCCACAUUCUACUGCGAUUGGUUAGAUUUCUUAGUAAACACGUAGGAUCGAUUUUGAAAUCCCUCGAAAUCUGUGCUGAAUUGGACACUUUGCUGGCAUUUUCCAUGGUAGCGCGUGACCACAAUUACGUAAUGCCACAAAUGGUGUUAACGAAAACCAUAGAUAUAAAGCGUGGUCGUCAUCCUCUGAAAGAACUUAUCGUGAAUUUUGUUCCGAAUGACACGCACUCGAGCAACGAAAGCAGCCUCAUAAAAAUUCUCACAGGACCGAACGCUUGUGGUAAAAGUAUUUAUUUGAAACAACUUGCUCUGAUCGUUUUUAUGGCACACAUAGGAAGUUUUGUGCCGGCGGAAUCAGCGACUAUUGGAAUAAUUUCGCACAUUUUUACCCAACUUCAUUCCACUGACAGUUUGGCACAAAAUGCUAGCUCGUUUCUUCUGAGCUUGCGACAAAUAAAUGUUGCUCUUUACGGCUCGACGCCGAGCAGCCUGGUGAUUUUUGACGAGUUUGGUACUGGAACAACAGAAAUCGAUGGAGCAGCUCUGUUAACAGCGGUUUUGAAAAGUUUUUACGAUCGAGGUAUCCAAUGCCCUCAUAUAUUUGCGGCAACUCACAUCCAUCGCGUCAUUGAGCUUCUGCCACAGAGUCGAAUGAUUGAGGCUCAGACAUUCGAAUUUUUAUCGAACGAGUCAAACGAUUUGGUAUUUCUCUAUCGGCUUAUAAGUGGAAAAACUUCGUGUAGUUUUGCACAUUCCGUUGCUAAAAACGCUGGCCUCGCCGAAGAUGUUGUGCAUCGUGCACUCGAGGUUUUUGAGGCGAAAAAACGUGGGAUUUUACCACCUCCGUUGCCACAAUUCGACGAGCAGGAAAAAACGAUGAUACACAUCAUGGAACUCGUAUCAGAUCCAAGUGGAAAGAUAGACCUCGAAGAACUGAAAUUGUGGGUGAGACAAGCAACGGGAAAACCACAACACAAAUAAUUUUCAAGAGAAACAAUUUGGAGUGAAUUUCAUCUGUGAUAUUCCCAAUUCAUUUAGUAUUUAAUUCUUUUCAGUAAUCCUCGUUAUUUCAAAAGAAUAACUGCUUCCUUAAUUUCUUUUCUAUUUCUCGUAAAAACUCCAAUGUUGAGAGAAAUUUUCGUUUUCUUAAUUCUUUAGUAGAUACGUUUUUUUCUAGAAUCAGUGAUCUAUAUCUGGUUAUUUGAUUUUAGAUUAAUCGAAAUUUUUUAUCUUGUGACAUAAACCCAAAAAUUCACGUAAUUUCGUUCAGUUCGUUUAACGCCUCUAUAAAGACGUUUUUACAAAAAUCAAUGUGGUUUCCUUGUUUAAAACAAAACUGACAUUUCUCAUAAGUUUUGUGAACAAUUGGAAAAUUAUAUAAUUUUUAAUUUUCUUCGUUCUUUCCCGGUACUAUGAAAAUCUAGUUUUGAGUUUUUAUUCACUUGUCAAUCAACAUUAGUCGAAAAGCAAAGAUUUACAAAAAAUGAAAUUGUAACCAUAAUAUCCCUUUGCUGAGAAAAAAAUCAUUAACAUAUA
Molecule: messenger RNA, 3300 nt
Organism: Venturia canescens
Lineage: Eukaryota; Metazoa; Arthropoda; Insecta; Hymenoptera; Ichneumonidae
Product: mutS protein homolog 5-like
Exons: 12
Coding region: 118-2745 (875 amino acids)
Biological process (GO): chiasma assembly; mismatch repair
Cellular component (GO): nucleus
Molecular function (GO): ATP-dependent DNA damage sensor activity; mismatched DNA binding; ATP binding
Source: RefSeq, a predicted model, not a curated record